Molecule: messenger RNA, 2352 nt
Organism: Cladophialophora psammophila CBS 110553
Lineage: Eukaryota; Fungi; Ascomycota; Eurotiomycetes; Chaetothyriales; Herpotrichiellaceae
Exons: 3
Coding region: 1-2352 (783 amino acids)
Biological process (GO): DNA-templated transcription; regulation of DNA-templated transcription
Molecular function (GO): DNA binding; DNA-binding transcription factor activity, RNA polymerase II-specific; zinc ion binding
Source: RefSeq, a predicted model, not a curated record
AUGGCCACCACCCACUUACCGCUCCAUGAAACUCUGACCAAAAGAGCAGGGAGAGCGUGUCUGACGUGCCGGUCGCGCAAGAUUCGCUGCAACGUCGAGGAGCGAGGCCCUCCGUGCAGCAACUGUCUCACCGACGACGUCCACUGUCAGACGGCGAGGAGUAAGCGUGGCAAGAAGCCCCGUCCACGCUUGAAGACCAACAGCUCAAGGAAUGCUGGACCAAAACACGGGGCAAUCAUCCCAGAUGUUGGUGCUCUCGAUAGCUGCUCAAGAGCAAUAAUAGCCCCGUCGUGUCGAGGUCGAGUCUCCCCUACCCACACAACAGGCUGGCUCGACGAUAGCGUGGAUAUGGACAUGUUCUCCCAAUCCUGCAUCCAAGCUACUACGGCUCCUGAACAAUCAUCUGCAACCGCUCAGCUCGACGCACGGUUCCUGCACCAGGAACUGAGCUAUGCGUCCCUCGUCGACAAGGAAGCGGUGCACAACCGGAUGAACAACAAUGCUGCUCUGACGCCGCGGAGCUUGACGGCCGUCUCGCAGCCUUCUCCCACUUCGGCAGCGUCCUUGCGGACAACCCACGACGGUCUUCCAGAUAUUGUGACGCCGCUCUCACAGAGCCUCAGCCUAGACGACAUCAACUAUCUCCGCCUGAAGGGGGCCCUGGACCUGCCGUCGGCGGGUUUUCUGAAAGCUCUUCUCACCGCUUACAUCCAGUUUGUUCACCCGUACAUGCCCACUAUCGAUCUUUCUACCAUUCGUGGGGCUUUGACCGGCGAGACUGCAAGCAUCGGCAUCCUUCCAUUACAAGCCAUAGUAUUUGCGUCCGUCCCUUUUGUAGACAUCAGCGAGAUUCAGAGAGCGGGUUUCAAUUCUCGACGGGCAUGCCGAAAGGCUUUUUACGAAAGGACUCGACUACUUUAUGAUCAUGACGUGGAGACUGAUAAGCUCGCCAUCAUCCAAGCCGUGCUGUUGAUGGCAUAUUGGAGCGAGUAUCCCGGCGACAACAGGGGGGCAUGGUACUGGAUGGGCAUUGCCAUUACUCUUGCACAAACCCUGGGAAUGCACAGGAAGGCCGAGUACAAGGUGCAGUCUCAGGACGCCAAGCUGCAUAAACGAGUAUGGUGGUCAUGUUUCAUCCGAGAUCGAAUGCUAGCGAUUGCGAUGGGUCGACCGCUGCGGAUCAAAGAAGCCGAGUUCGAUACGCCGGCACUGACACUCGAAGAUUUCGACAUCGUCGAUCUGUCCAGUAUUUCAGAGAAGGUGCUCCUGACAAUGGUCGACCAGAUUGCGCUAGCGCAGAUGUGCAUCAAGAGCACAGAACUAUGCAAGCUGGGAGCGGAGGUUCUCGAGCUCCAUUUCUCCGUUCUGCCCAGCGAGAAAUCCACGUCGACGGCCAAGGGGGACAACGGAUCCACGGCGACGAUGAUGUUCUUGAAGAGUGGCACGUCGAACGAACAGCUCGUGCAGAAGUACGAUGAAGAACUACAGGCCUGGUACAGGACACUUCCCGCUUCAUGCGUCUAUAGGGCCCAGGCCGGCCAGGAGGGUUACAGCCCGUGUGUCAUCACCAAUGCAGCGUCCUUGCACAUCACGUUCUGGUCAGUGGUCUCGGCCCUGCACCGGCCACAGCUCCGGAACAGGGAUAAGGCGCGCUCGGUCAAGAGGGUCGAGGAAGCGGCCAUUGAGGUGUCGAGGGUCGAUCGCGAGAUGCACAAAUCACAGCUCGAUCGAUACCUCCCAGCCACGGCCGGAAUCCCCUUCCAAUUCACCGCGUUCAUCACGCACACGAAGCGCCUCGAGAGCCAGACGACCAGUGACGUGACGACUGAGAUACUGGCCUCGCUGUUCUUCUGCAUCAAAGUCUUGGAAACGUCCCGGGAGGCCUUUCCGGGCGGCGACGCAGGCGGUGACUUCCUCACGUACAUCGCCAUCAUGGCCAACGUCACGCUCCUCUUCAACCAGGAGUCGAAACUCUGGGGCGUCGAAUACCGAGGCGUCCACUACAGCCCGGGCAGCCGCCAGCUCAAUCUCAGCUCUAGCUGCUUUGGUGCUGAGUUUGGAGAAACUUCGCCUCCUCCUCAGCUCCAUCAGCAUCAGCAUCCGCAACAGCAGCAACAGCAGCAGCAAACUCCCCCGGAUACCGUUCCCUCCACCAACCACGAGCCGCGCAAAAGCGGGAGGAUGGACACGACCCAAAACAAUGCGGAACUCCUUGCCUCGUUCGAGAAUACGGAUUUGAUCGAUCGGGCCAGUCUCGCGGACAUCCUUCCAGUCUGUAACAUAGAUUAUGACCACUCAUUUGCAAUGCUGGUCAACUUGGACUACCUGGGGGACGUUGAGAUGGUCGGAUGA